Messenger RNA from Patiria miniata (bat star), 1367 nucleotides. Its product is annotated as RYamide receptor-like. The coding region runs from base 82 to 1125 and encodes 347 amino acids. Gene Ontology annotation, molecular function: G protein-coupled receptor activity. Gene Ontology annotation, biological process: G protein-coupled receptor signaling pathway. Gene Ontology annotation, cellular component: membrane. The transcript has a single exon. The record is from RefSeq and is a predicted model, not a curated record. Lineage: Eukaryota; Metazoa; Echinodermata; Asteroidea; Valvatida; Asterinidae.
UGAAAUACGAGGGGUGCGCGCGAUACGCUCACAUGAAUAAGAACAACCACGGGAUAGCGUCUUGUUCGCUAGUAUUCCAACAUGGAGAACACUUAUUCACAAUGGAAUGUUUCCGAAUCUUGCACAAGUGCCCUCUGCAUUUCUCAGGUGUCUAUAGUCUGUUUUAUUGCGGUCGUUUCUUUGGCGGGAAAUCUGGGAAUCUUAGUGACACUACUGUCCACACCAUCACUAAGGAACUCUCACGGUUACCUCCUGACGUCGUUAGCGGUAGCCGACUUUGGCGUUGGACUGGUUGCCGCCUCGGCUGUUUACCCCUCGGUGACUCACGUCUGGCCCUAUGGGAACGCCGCCUGCAAAAUCACCGCUUACUUUGAGGCAGUUUUCACCCUAGCCUCCUCUCUGUCGUUGAUAAUGCUGAGUAUCGAACGAUACAUCGCCGUUGCCCAUCCCUUCAAAUAUGUCCAUCUUGUGACAAAGCGAAAUACUGUGAUCAGCACCAUAACUGUCUGCUGGGCGCUUCCUGUAACAUUUUAUGCGGGUUUCAUCUUGGUGCAGUCACAUUAUCAAUUUACACAAGAUGCCUGGGUCUGCACUCCGGCAUACGGUGAUCGUUUCUUCUACACACUGGCUGGACUUUUGGUUUUCUUCUUCCCAAGUUUGCUAAUCAUCGGCAUCACGUCAGUCAUUGUGCAUCGGACUCUGUCACAGAAUGCCCAGCACCGAGAAUCGAUGCUAGCCAUGGUGAUGUCACCAUCAUCAUCACCAUCGUCACCACCGUCAUCACCACCAUCAUCAGAGAGCGAUUCUCUGCAGCCACGGCUUUCAAGACGGGAGGUGAAAAUGUUCCGUCUGGUCCGGGCCGUGGCACUGGCGUUUUACAUCUGCUGGGUGCCGAACGUGGCAGUAGGACUAGGAUACUUGGCAGCCGGUCAGCGCUCCCCGUCCAAUCUGGUGUUCUUCUUGUAUUGGCUCCACCUGUCCAGCGGCCUCUGUAACUUUGUCAUCUAUUUCGUUAUGAAUACAAACUUUAGGAAGGCUAUCACUGAGAAAGUAGGAGUGUGUUGCCACCUUUGUUGCAAAAAAAGACGCCAGAGUUACACCGUGGAAAACCGUGAGCGUCAGUGAGAAAACACAAUGUCAGUUUAUAGUCAUAAAGGAUAAAUAUAGGUUAUAUGAAUAGCUUUUGAGGUUUUUGAAAUCCCGGUCUAAGAAUUAAUUUAUGACACACUGUAGUAUUAAGCAAACAACUUGGCUGGACUUUUUUCUAUCAAUAUAGGUGGAUAUCUCAUCAGUGAACGUGGACAGUAAUGUUGUUUGUUGUUGUUUGUUUUUUUGAAAAACUUCCAAUUUCAUUUUUCCUAUACGGA